This is a messenger RNA of Haplochromis burtoni (Burton's mouthbrooder), 1459 nucleotides long. It is a transcript of the gene zp3f.2, whose product is annotated as zona pellucida glycoprotein 3f, tandem duplicate 2. The coding region runs from base 45 to 1079 and encodes 344 amino acids. Gene Ontology annotation, molecular function: acrosin binding. The transcript is spliced from 9 exons. NCBI's taxonomy places the organism in Eukaryota, Metazoa, Chordata, Actinopteri, Cichliformes, Cichlidae. The record is from RefSeq and is a predicted model, not a curated record. Gene Ontology annotation, cellular component: extracellular matrix. Gene Ontology annotation, biological process: positive regulation of acrosome reaction; binding of sperm to zona pellucida; egg coat formation.
UUCAUAAAGCAUGUUGGUCCCAAUGUGUACAGGAUUGUUUAGUCAUGGGGACUCAUCUCUACCUAGAUUUGCUUGUCCUGGCUGUUUUUGCAACAACUGUUGCCAAUGCAGACAUCAAUGUGGUCUGUGCAAACAACUCCGUGAGGGUGACAUGGAGGGUGAAUGCGGAGCUGGUGCCGUAUGCAGCUCGACUCUUUCUUGGAAACUGCAUGGCAUCUCAGUGGAAGGUUCUGCCCUCUGGAGAGGGGGAAGCACAGUUCAACUAUACGUUUUCCGAGUGCAAGUUUACUAAAAUGGUAAAGGGAAAACGCAUAUUCUAUCAGAAUGAAAUGAGCUACAGGCCACAGACAAAGCCAAACCCUCCAGAUUUUGUGCAUCCCAUUGAAUGUGUUUACAGAAGACCCAAGGAUUGGAUUCCCCGAUUCGUGAACCCUGGAUAUGGGGUUUCCGAGGGUCACGGCAGGCUGGUCUUCCAUAUGGCGCUUCUCAAUGAGGAGCUAUCAAGCAUAGCAAAGACGAACAUCAUUCCUCUGGGCUCCCCCAUGCCAAUAUGGGCAGCAGUGGAGCAGAAGUCUCAUCAGCCACUGCUGUUGCUCAUGGAGGAAUGUGUCGCAGCCCCCACAGCUGAGCUGCGGCCCAGCAGCCAGGUUUACCCAAUCAUUGGAAACAAGGGGUGUCUUUUAGAAAGCAAAAAAGAGAAUUCGAUGUUUCUGCCUCGGUACCACUCUUCUGCAAUCAUCCUCUACCUCCAGUCCUUCAACUUUGGUUUCAGAGAGGUGUACAUCCACUGUAAACUGGCUGUGUGGGAUCCUCAAAAUUUUGCCGAAAGCAAGAAGGCCUGUCAUUAUAUAAAGGGAACUAACAGAUGGGAGCUGCUUGAUGACCCAUCCCGAAGCUCCCUCUGUAACUGCUGUGACUUGAGCUGCAAGUCUCGGUCCAGGAGGGGUGUUGAAUGGGCAUCAGACGGUCAGAGUCACAAUUCUGUGUUGGGACCCCUAAUCAUUGUGGACCAAUCUGACUUGAGGGACAGUGACACAAUGAUGGAGUCUGCCACUACAGCUGACCCACAGCUCAAAUAAGCUGUGCGACGAAGCUUGGUCAAAACGGAUAUCGACUGCAGUAUGACUGAAGGAUCUGAUGGCGGAUAACCUCCGAGGACGUCACGAUUGUGUGAUUUUUUUUUUUUUUUUUUUUUUUUUUUUUUUUUUUUGCGUAAUCAUUAUUCUGGGGUUUUUGUUUUAAAAUGAUACUUGUUCUUGGUAUAACUAAAACAUUGUAAACUCUUACUUGUGACUUUGUUCUGUCAAACACCAGCCAUUUUUAUGUGAUACUGCUGCUUUUCAGAGAUGCUGUGCAUCAGUAGGAAGGUGGGCCCUACUGUCAAAUGCCUUCUAAAUGUAAAAGUCACAUUUCUGGAAUUGCAUUUGAAUCCAAUAAAUGACUAUUCUGUAUAAACUGA